UGAAGGUGCCAUCCAGUAGCUGUGCCUCACGUCACUGACUGCCCUCAGUCAGAAAUCUUGACCUGCAACUUUAGAGGGUGGGUCUCUGAAAGAAUUUCAGAGCUUACACAGAGCUGAGGUGUGUUGCUCUCUGAUGAGAGCAAAGCUGGCUGGAGCACUGAGAGUCUGGCUCUGUCUCUUUUCACAACCAAGGGGCAUCUUUGUGGACUGAAGUUUCAGAAAGAAUGUUUCAGAUGUUUAAAGAAUGGUUUUGGUUGGAAAGAUUCUGGCUUCCUCCAACAAUAAAGUGGUCAGAUUUUGAAGAUCAUGAUGGGCUCGUCUUUGUGAAACCCUCUCAUUUAUAUAUGACCAUUCCAUAUGCUUUUGGCUUGAUAAUUAUCAGACAUUUUUUUGAAAAGUUUAUUGCUUCACCUCUAGCAAAAACAAUUGGCAUUAAAGAGGAAGUUCGAAAGAAGAUUACACCAAAUACUGUUUUAGAGAAAUUUUUCAAACAUUCCACAAGGAAACCAUCUCAAACUGAUAUUUAUGGACUGGCAAAAAAGUGUAACUUGACAGAGCGCCAGGUUGAAAGAUGGUUUAGGAGUCGGCGGAAUCAAGAUAGACCUUGCAGGAUGAAGAAAUUCCAGGAAGCUUGCUGGCGAUUUACAUUUUACUUAAUGAUUACCAUUGCUGGAAUUGCAUUUCUUUAUGAUAAACCUUGGGUAUAUGACCUUUGGGAGGUUUGGAAUGGCUAUCCUAGACAGCCCUUGCUGCCAUCUCAGUACUGGUACUACAUUUUGGAGAUGAGUUUUUAUUGGUCUCUCUUAUUUAGCCUUGGCUCUGAUAUCAAGAGGAAGGAUUUUCUAGCUCAUGUCAUCCACCACCUGGCUGCUGUUAGUUUGAUGAGCUUCUCUUGGUGUGCUAAUUAUAUUCGCAGUGGGACCCUCGUGAUGAUUUUACACGAUGUGGCUGACAUUUGGCUGGAGUCUGCUAAGAUGUUUUCUUAUGCCGGAUGGAAGCAAACCUGUAACACCCUGUUUUUCAUCUUUUCCAUCAUAUUUUUCAUCAGCCGCCUCAUUAUUUUUCCCUUCUGGAUUUUGUAUUGCACGCUGAUUCUGCCUCUGCAGUACCUUGAGCCUUUCUUUUCAUGCAUCUUCCUCAACCUACAGCUCAUGGUCCUGCAAGUUCUUAAUCUUUACUGGGGUUACUUCAUCCUGAAGAUGCUCAAAAGAUGUAUAUUCACGAAGAAUAUCCAGGACGUGAGAAGUGAUGAUGAGGAUGAGUAUGAAGAGGAAGAGGUUGAGGAAGAGGAGGAGGAGGAGAAGGAAGAAGCCACCAAAGGCAAAGAGACAGACGGUUUGAAGAACGGCCUUGGGGCCAACAGGCACCUCAUUCCCAAUGAGCGCAGGCUCCGGACACGCAGGCUCAGCAGCCAUGGAUCACGGGCCUAGCCGCUCCGCGGCAUGUGGGAUCUUCCCGGACCGGGGCUCGAACCCGUGUCCCCUGCAUCGGCAGGCGGACUCUCAACCACUGCGCCACCAGGGAAGCCCUCUGUGGAUGUUUUCUAUUGAGUUGAUGGGUCUUGAGAAAAGGUUCUGAAAUAAACAAUAAUUAUUUGCCUGGCAAAAGUCUUCUAGAAUGGGAAAGUUAUGCUAAUGAAGACAGUGCUAUAGUCAAGUCAUGUAAAUGGGGACAGUGAGCUGUGUGGGGUUGGUGAUCUGGAUUCGCAGUAUACACUUACAUUAUCUAUAUACAUACUCAUGUUACCUUUAUCCAUGAACUCUGCUAUAAUGUGCUCAGGUGAGGGGGAAAUGAAAAUAGAAGCACCUCCUGUGUAUGCCCCUGAGACUAUGAACACCCAGAAGGGGCAUCUUUAACUAAUUUGCACUAAGACUCCAUAUAGGCAAUUGGCAGCACUAUACAAUGUACUUUUUAAACACAAAGAUCUGCACUCUAAGUCUACACAUGAUCUGUUCCUUGCUUUUUGCUCACCAAUGCAUUGUAGGGAUCUUUCCAUAUUGGCACAUAUAGAUCGCUUUCAUUUCUGUAAGAGCUGCAAGGUAAUCCUUAGAAAUUUAUCAUAGUAUUUAACCAGUCUCAUAUUGUUUGACACUUGAAUGGUUUCUAGUUUUUAGCUCUUAUAAUAUUGCCAUGAACAUCCUUCGGUGGAAGUAUCUAACCCAAGUUGCCUGGUUUAAAAAUCCCUACUCUGUUACAUACUGUGUAACCUUGAGCAAGUCUCUUGAUCUCUUCACCUUCAGUUUACUCAUCUGUAAAAUGGGCACAGAACCUUCUUCAUUAUGUCAUGUUGAGGAUUAAAUGAGAUGAUCCACAUAAAACAUUUUUCAGCCCACCUUCACAUAGUAAGCACUCAAUAAAUGUCAACUCUUCUAAUUGUUCAUAAUUCCCAUGGGGUAAGUUUCUACUAGUGAGAUUUCUGGGUCAAGGCACAUGCAGUUUUCAUUUUAAUAGAUACAAAUUGCCUUCCAACAAAGGUGUACAAAUUUAGUCCUACUGACUGUGUUUGAGAGUAGCUAUUUCUCUGAAAUGGGAAUCAUCAACUUUUUUUUUUUUUUUUUUUUUUGUGGUACGGGCCUCUCACUGUUGUGGCCUCUCCCACUGUGGAGCACAGGCUUAGCAGCCAUGGCUCACAGGCCUAACCACUCCGCAGCAUGUGGGAUCUUCCCAGACCGGGGCACAAACCCAUGUCCCCUGCAUCGGCAGGCGGACUCACAACCACUGCGCCACCAGGGAAGCCCGGAAUCAUCAACUUUUGACCUUUACUCCAGUCUGAGAGUUUUAAUAUCUUAUUGUUGUUUUGACUUGCAUCUCUUUAAUGUGAAUGAGAUGGAACAUUUGUGUUUCUUUUACUUGCUUACCCAUUUUUCUAUUGGGUUAUUGUUCUUUUCCUUAGGUGUCUAUGAGCCCACUGUAAGGAGAUUGACUUCUAUCAUCUGUAAUAUAGAAUUUUCUGCUUGGCUUUGGUCUUAUGAUUUUAUAAGUAGUAAUUUGGGAGAGUCCAUUCAUGAAUUUUAAUUUUUCCAGUAGUAGUAAAAUUCAUCAGUCUUUUCCUUAACAGUCUCUGGAGUCUGCUUCCUGCUUGGACAGUCUUCCCUAAACAAAAGUAUACGUAAAAAAUCAUUCAUGCUUCUUUUUACAGCUUCCAUGGAUUCAUUGAUUCUCUGCUCCAGAUGGUAUUUAUUUUGAUGUAAGAAGUAAGAUGAGAAGGGAUUUUUUUUAAUGGUUGCUGGUUUUCCCCCAAGACAUUUGCUGAAUUCUAUUUCUUUUUUCUUGUGUUUGAAAUGCCACCCUUAAAUUCCCAUAUGUAUUUUGUGUCUCCUGGCUUUGUGCACUUUCCACUCUGUUUCACUGAAGUGCUUAUCGUAUACUAUCCUGUUUUAAUUUGAAUAACUUUAUAAUAGGUUUUAAUAUGGUUGGGUCAGUGACCCAUCUCUACUCUUUUACUUCCAAAUUUCAUUGGCCCAUCUCACAUUUAUAUUUUAUUUCCAACAUUUCUUUUAUUACAAACUAGAAACCAGAUGAAUUCUAGAGUUUUUUGGUUAGGUUUCCCCCCAAAUCUUGAUGGUAUGCUAUUUUGAGAUUGCUCUGAAUUUAUAAUUAAUUUAGGGGAGUUAAAUUAUAGUUUUGAGUCAUCCUAUCCAAAAGUAAUGUGUGUAUUCCUAUUCAGUUAAAUCCUCUUUUAUGUC
Physeter macrocephalus (sperm whale) is the source of this 3686-nucleotide messenger RNA. It is a transcript of the gene CERS3, whose product is annotated as ceramide synthase 3. The transcript is spliced from 12 exons. Lineage: Eukaryota; Metazoa; Chordata; Mammalia; Artiodactyla; Physeteridae. Gene Ontology annotation, biological process: ceramide biosynthetic process. Gene Ontology annotation, cellular component: membrane. Bases 225 to 1430 code for a protein of 401 amino acids. The record is from RefSeq and is a predicted model, not a curated record. Gene Ontology annotation, molecular function: sphingosine N-acyltransferase activity; DNA binding.